GAUCAGAGAGGUCCCUGAGAGGCCGCGCUGCUCCUUCUCCCACAUUCACUGGGGAGACUUGCUGUGCAAGUGCAAUUGCAGGCGGUUCGGGAGCACACACCCCAGACCUGCCGCCCUGCUUCUGUGCCUCUGCAUCUGCCACCGUGGGCCCCAAGUUCCAGCGACUUCUCCUGUCCCACACUCUCCGCUUUGCUCCCGUGUGUCCUGAAGGAAGGGGACGUGCUCCCGAGAGUUUCCACAGCAAGUGAUGACAGCAUUUGAAGACCUGGCUGUGUACUUUACAUGGGAGGAAUGGCAGAAAAUGAACAAUGCUCAGAAAAUCCUGUACAGAGAUGUGAUGCUGGAGACCUACAGCAGCCUGUUCUCCUUGGGGCACUGCAUUACCAAACCUGACUUGAUCUUCAAGUUGGAGCGAGGAGAAGAGCCAUGGAUGGUGGAUGAAUGCUUGAAUCAGAGCCUUUCUGUGGUCAUGAAAAGGGAUGACCUGAUUAGGAUCAACCAGGAAAGUCAGGACAAAAAUCUGAAUCAGGAUUUUAUGAAAAAUAACAAGACAUCAGCUCUCAAGGGAAUUGAAUUAAGAAAAACACUUAGUUUAAAUUCAAGCCAUGUUCCAACACUGAUUAUUAAAAAGGGAAUCUAUUCAGGAUUGAAGCCUGAGGAAUGCAAUAAAUGUCACACUGUGUAUCCCCCAAGUGGGCCUGAUCAACUACAGGCUGGAGAGAAAUUUGAUAACACUAAGAUACCUGGAAAAUCUCUCCAGUUCUGUGAGCCUCUUAGCCAGCUUGACAAUAUUCACAUCAUGAAGCAGCCAUUUGGACCCACUGGACAAGCAAAAGUCUUCACAAGAAAGAUGUUCUGUAAAUCUGAGAGGGUUCAUAUGGCAGAAAACUGUAAUAAGUCAACUGUCACUUUUGGAAAAGCAACGCAAAUAGAAAAAGCUAUCCAUGAAAAUUCUAGCCUCAAUAUGCAUCAACAAACUCACACAAGAAAGAAAUUUUAUAAGUACAUUAUGUAUGUUGAACCUGUCAUUCACCAGUCACAUCUUGCAAUAAACCAGAGACUAAAUACAAGGGAAAAACUUUACACAUGUAAACCUUGUGGAAAAUCACUCAGUUUUAAUUCACCUUCUGAAUGUAAUGACUGUGGAAAAGCCUUUAGACAAAAGUCAGUCCUCAGGAAACAUCAGCAAAUUCACACAGGGGAGAAACCUCAUGAGUGUAGUGACUGUGGAAAAGCCUUUAGACAAAAGUCAGUCCUCAGGAAACAUCAGCAAAUUCACACAGGGGAGAAACCUCAUGAAUGUAGUGACUGUGGAAAAGCCUUUACACAAAAGUCAUACCUCAUAAACCAUCAGCGAAUUCACACAGGAGAGAAACUUUAUAAAUGCCUUGAAUGUGGAAAAGGCUUUCUGUGGAAGUCAGACCUCAUAGAACACCAGAGAAUUCACACAGGGGAGAAACCUCAUAAAUGUAAUGACUGUGGAAAAGCCUUUGCACGAAAGUCAUCCCUCCUCAUACAUCAGCGAAUUCACACAGGGGAGAAACCUCAUGAAUGUAAUGACUGUGGAAAAGCUUUUGGACGAAAGUCAAUCCUCAUCAUACACCAGCAAAUUCACACAGGGGAGAAACCUUAUAAAUGUAAUGACUGUGGAAAAGCCUUUGGACACAAGUCAGGCCUCAGGAAACAUCAGCGAAUUCACACAGGAGAGAAACCUCAUAAAUGUAAUGACUGUGGAAAAGCCUUUGGACAAAAGUCAGGCCUCAGGAAACAUCAGCGAAUUCACACAGGAGAGAAACCUCAUAAAUGUAAUGACUGUGGAAAAGCCUUUGGACAAAAGUCAGACCUCAUGAAACACCAGCGAAUUCACACAGGGGAGAAACCUCAUAAAUGUAAUGACUGUGGAAAAGCCUUUGGACAAAAGACACACCUCCUCAUACAUCGGCGAAAUCACACAGGAGAGAAACUUCAUAAAUGUAAUGACUGUGGAAAAGCCUUUGGAGAAAAGUCAAACCUCAUCAUACACCAGCGAAUUCACACAGGGGAGAAACCUCAUGAAUGUAAUGACUGUGGAAAAGCUUUUGGACAAAAGUCACACCUCAUCAUACACCAGCAAAUUCACACAGGGGAGAAGCCUUAUAAAUGUAAUGACUGUGGAAAAGCCUUUGGACACAAGUCAGGCCUCAGGAAACAUCAGCGAAUUCACACAGGGGAGAAACCUCAUAAAUGUAAUGACUGUGGAAAAGCCUUUGGACAAAAGUCAGAGCUCCUCAUACACCAGCGAAUUCAUACAGGGGAGAAACCUCAUGAAUGUAGUGACUGUGGAAAAGCCUUUACACAAAAGUCAAACCUCAUCAAGCAUCAGCGAAUUCACACAGGGGAGAAACCUCAUAAAUGUAAUGACUGUGGAAAAACCUUUGGACAAAAGUCAAAGCUCCUCAUACACCAGCGAACUCACACAGGGGAGAAACCUCAUGAAUGUAAUGACUGUGGAAAAGCUUUUGGACGAAAGUCACACCUCAUCAUACACCAGCAAAUUCACACAGGGGAGAAACCUUAUAAAUGUAAUGACUGUGGAAAAGCCUUUGGACACAAAUCAGGCCUCAGGAAACAUCAGCGAAUUCACACAGGAGAGAAACCUCAUAAACCUCAUAAAUGUAAUGACUGUGGAAAAGCCUUUGGACAAAAGACACACCUCAUCGUGCACCAGCGAAUUCAUACAGGGGAGAAACCUUAUAAAUGUAAUGACUGUGGAAAAGCCUUUGGACAAAAGUCAAACCUCAUCAUGCAUCAGCAAAUUCACACAGGGGAGAAACCUUAAUGUAAUGACUGUGGAAAAGCCUUUGGACAAAAGUCAGACCUCCUCAUACACCAGCAAAUUCACACAGGGGAGAAACCUCAUAAAUGUAAUGACUGUAGAACAGCCUUUGGACACAAGUCAUGCCUCAUAUUACAUUAGAGAAUUCACACAGGGCAGAAACUUCAUGAAUGUAAUGACUGUGGAAAAGCCUUUGGACAAAAGUCAAACCUGAAUGCACCAGAGAAUGCACACAGGGUAGAAAACUCGAUUGUAAUAACUGUGGAAAGCAUUUAGCCAUAAGUCAACCUUCAUCAUGCAUCAGAGAAUUCAUACAGGGCAGAAACCUUAUGAAUGUAAUGACUGGAAAAGCCUUUGGACAAAAGUCAAACCUGAAUGCACCAGAGAAUGCACACAGUAUUGAAAUUUCAUGAGUGUAAUGACUGGAAAAACUUAAUCUCCAACUCCAAAUUCUUCAGAGGAUUCACACAGGGAAAUAACCUUAUAAAUGUAAUGACUGCAGAAAAGCCUUUUUCUAUAAGUUAUACUCAUAUCAAAACAGUUCACACAGGGCAGAAACCUUAUGAAUCUAGUAAGUGUGGAAAAGCCUUUAUAAAUUAUAUGUUAUUAAUCAUAGCUCAUAUCACACCAGAGAAUUCACACCAGGGAGAAACUUCAUGAAUGCAAUGACUGUGGAAGAGCCCUUGGCAAUAAGUCACAUCUCAGAAUGCAUCAGAAAAUGCACAUGAAGAGAAACCUUUUGGACAUAAUGACUUGGAAAGCUUUUCCCCAUAAUUCAGCCCUCAUUGCACAUCAUCUAAUUCAUAUGGGGGAAAACACUUUGGGUGUAAUGCAUAUGGAAAAGCCUUUAUCCAUAAGUAACACCUCAUAAAACAUCAGAAUUCACAUGGGGGAGAAACCUUAUGAAUGGAAUGAAUGUUGGAAAACUCUGCCAAAAUCACACAAUAUAACAUCAGAGAAUUUAUUACAUGGUGGAAAUCUUGUAAUAAAUGUGGGAAAGCCUUUUGUCAGAAGGAAUACCUCAUAACAUGUAGAUCAAACAAGGGAGAGAACUUAAGAAUAUAGUAAAUAUGAAGGACUUUUUGUAAAAUCAACAUAACCAUGUGACAGAGCCUUUUGCUGGAAAUUACAUCCCAUACAAUAGGCACUCCCAUAAGGAAGAAAGGUUGGGGCCAGCGCUGUGGCACAGUAGGUUAAAGCCCUGGCCUGAAAUGCUGGCAUACCAUGUGGGCACUGGUUCUAGUCCCGGUUGCUCCUCUUCUGAUCCAGCUCUCUGCUAUGGCCUGGGAAAGCAGUAGAAGAUGGCCCUGCACCCACAUGGGAGACCCAGAAGAAGCUCCUGACUCCUGGCUUUGGAUCGCUGCAGCUCCAGCCAUUGCAUCCAUCUGGGGAGUGAAGUAGCAGAUGGAAGACCUCUUUCUGCUUCUCUGUCUCUCUCUAACUCUGUCUUUCAAAUAAAAAAAAUAAAUUGUUAAAAAAAGAAGUUCAGAAAUAUUAUUAGUGUGACAAAAAGCCAUUUGUCAGAAAUGGCAUUAUACAUCAGAAAAUUCACCCAAGGGGUUUCUUAGCAGUGUAAUGAAUGUGGAAGUAUAUUUUCAUAGAAUUCAGGCUUGCAUAAAUAUGCAACUCAAAAAGGUGAUAUCCUUCAAGUGCAACAGAUCUCAAAAAACCAUAGCCAGAAAUUAAACAUCAGGCUGGCACCAUGGAGCAAUAGGUUGAUCCUCCACCUAUGCUGGCAUCCAUAUAGGUGCCAGUUCUAGUCCCAGCUGCCCGUCUUCAAUCCAGCUCUUUACUGUGGCCUGGGAAAGCAGUAGAAGACAGCCCAAGUGCUUGGGCCUCUGCACCCACAUGGAAGACCAGGAAGAAGCACCUGGCUCCUGGCUUCAGAUCAGUGCAGUCUGGCCAUUGCGGCCAUUUGAGGAGUGAAACAACAGAAGGAAGACCUUUAUCUCUGUCCCUCUCACUGUCUGUAACUCUACCUGUCAAAUAAAUAAAAAUAUUUAAAAAAAAAAAAACAAGAAAUUAAACAUCAACUAACAUCAGAGAAUUCAUACAGUAAAAUGUCAAUUUAAUGAAUGUGAAAAAAUUUUUCUGCCAUUAAUCAAUUCACAUGAAGAGACUCCAAAAUGAGAAAACAUAUGUGCAUAGAAAAGUCAUGUACCAUGGCCAUGGUGAUUUCACUUUUAUUGUAAGAUCAUCAUCAUCCCCAACAUUCUGUAAGUUGCCCUGGAAACUAUGAGGUACACAGUGUCUCAGGGCCAUUUUAGCCAAGAGUAAUAAUUCUUUCUCCUCAAUGUAAUAUAUAUAUAUAUAUAUAUGAAUAUAUGUAACAUAUAUAACAUAUAUAUAUUUUAUACAUAGAUAAAUUUGCCACUGUGUGUCUAGAUACUAGUAUAUUUCCUGAAAAUUAUGCGGGAAAAUAGUGGGAUCUUAAUGUGAUUUUUAUCCCUGAAUUAGGUAUGUUUAUUUAAUUUUAGAGGUUGGUAGACUUGGAGACACAGAGAAACAGAGAUUAUGAGCUACAACUUGGUGGCUUACUCUUCAUUCUUGUAAUGAUCAGAAACUGGAUUAUUACAGAAAGCUGAGCUAUUCUUUUCUGAUGAUAAAUACAUUAUAAAAUUUCAAAAGGUUGCUCUAUAUAUUUAUAUUACAAAUUAUAUAUAUGUACAUUUAUAUUGUCAUAAAGUAAACACACACACAUAUAUAUUAUAUAUAUAAACACCUUUAAAAUUCUCCUUGUUACUGGUAUAAAUAUUUUGAAUUUUAAAUAUUUACUUCCUUUUAAAAUUUUAUUUAAGAUAAGUUUGAUAUAUUUCAUAUAUACAGACUAAUGAAUGUAAGUGACACUUCCCCUGAUACCCUCCCUCCCACACACAGUCCAACCCUUUCUCCUCUUCCCUCUCACAUUCCCACUUAACUUUUACAAAAUCUGUUUUCAGUUUACUUAAUGAUUGUAUAGUUAACCCUACACUAAGUAAGAGUUCAACAAGUCAGCAAAUAGUAUGAAGAAAAAAAAUGAAUUUAAAAAAAUCACUGUUACUCAAUGGAAGAGACAAGGACUCUAAACAAUCAUCAAAUCUCAAAAUGUGUAUCUAACUCCAAUACAUUACAUUUUAGGUACUCUAUUAGCUACCUCAGAUCAGGGAAAAUAUAGGAUAUCUGUCUUUUGGAGACUUGUUUAUUUUACUAAGUAUAAUGGUUUCCAGCUUCAUCUAUCUUGUUGCAAAAGACAGGGUUUCUUUUUCUUUCUUUCUUUUUUAAUAACUGCAUAGUACGCCAUAGUGUGUAUAUACCAUAAUUUUCUUAUCAAGUCAACAAUUGAUAUCUGGAUUGUUCCCAGAUCUCAGCUAUUGUGAAUUGUGCUGCAAUGAACAUGGGGUUAUAGAUAACUCUUGCAUAUGCUAAUUUCGUUUAGGUAAAUUCCAUGGAGUGGGAUGGCUAGAUCAAAUGGUAGGCCUAUAAUCAGAAUUGUAAGAUAUCUCCAUACAGUUUUUCACAGUGGCUUGCAUCAGUUUACAUUCCCACCAGCAGUGGACCAGCGUAACUUUUCCACAUCCUCAUCAGUUUUGUCAUUUGUUGAUUUUUUUUUUUUUUGACAGGCAGAGUUAGGCAGUGAGAGAGAGAGAGACAGAGACAGAGAGAAAGUCUUCCUUCCAUUGGUUCACCCCCCAAAUGGCCACUACGGCUGGUGCACUGCAGCCAGCAUGCUGCGCUGAUCUGAAACCAGGAGCCAGGUGCUUCCUCCUGGUCUCCCAUGCGGGUGCUAUUCUUUCUUCCCUAGUUCUGACUCUUAAAACUGUUCCAAAUUAUGGGAUUUGAUUCAAUGCACCAGGCCUUAAAUUUAAGGUUUUAUUUCUGACUUUUCAACAACCAAAGGGACAGAUUCUGUGUUAUUUUAAAGUAAUCUACUAUGUUCUCUUACUGCCUCUUAAGUUCUAAUUGUUUAAAACAACUGAGUUUUAAAGGAGUUAUGAUUUGAUCAAAUCUGACCCUUGGGCUAGAUGGUGAAAGUGACAUCUUAAGUUUUAACAUUUAUAUAUAUAUAUAUAUAUGUUUAAGUUUAAAAGUGACUGUAUUUGAUUGCAUUAAGUUUUAAGUUGAUCAUGUAGGAGGCACUGUUAAAGUGAUCAUAUCAACAGAAUUAAAGAGUAGUAAAUGCUUGAACAUGGGAAGCAGUCCAUACAGCAGACUCAUAGAAUGGCAAUUGCUCUAAGUAACGCUCAAUGACCUCAGAGUCAUCCCUAAAGGCAUUCUGGUCUGGCUAAAAAGCCCACAAGAGCAUUUCAGGCAUGGAAAGUCAGGACACUUGUGCAAAAAGGUGUGCCUACAUGGAGAGUCUCCCUGGGUGAGACUCCUGUGGAAAGAAGUGGUCAUCAAAGAAGGAUGUACUCUCUUCAAAGGGAGAACUUUCACUUUGCUUAUGGCCUUCUCUAAUAUUGAUGGAUUUUGUGGAUUCAGAAGGCUUCCAUAGCCUAGACAGUUCAUGUCAAGAGCCUUGGGUGAUCACUGACAGCACACAAAAGAGUGUGAAUUGUGAAAUUAACCAUAGGAGUCACUGUGCAUUAACUUCCCAUGCAGGACCAUAAGACUAUGCUUAAAAAACAGAGGGGAGAGUACGGUACCCCCACUAUGAGUGUAUUAACUUUGCUCCUUUCACCGUAAAGUUCUUACAGGUCUCACCCCCUGGAGAGCCACCAGCAGUGAGACACUGGAGACCUUUCACAGGUGCAACCCAAUUGCCUCUGGUUUGAUGGAGGGACCCAACCACCCAACAAUGGAAGGGGCCUGAUCCUCUCAUAAUGAUGGGCAAAGGUUUUGCUUGUGCUUUCCAGAGAUCACUCUGCAGCCUGUGUGGAUAGCAACCUGAAAUGCCAAACCCUGGACCCAGUCUCUGAAAGCUGACCCUCUACAAACCAACUUCAGCACCUUUCCCUGAACAAGCCAUUCAUAAAAAGAUCCUCUUCAGAUGGGCUACAGCUUAAAUGGAAGGGACCUUACCAGGUGCUACUGAACAUGACUACCUCAGUAAAAUUAGGAUUAAUGUCUACCUCUCAAGUCCUCACAGGUGUACUCAAAAGACAUGCCUGAUUAUUCCUGUAAGCCAGAGAUCUUAAGCAAAAAGAAAAGUAAAGCCUUUGCUUUCCUCACAUCAAGAGUGCUGUGCCUGAAGGCAGGCAUGGUGUACCUGCCUCUUUGAUUCUCUCUGUUAUCAACAAUAAAACUCCUAAUGUGUUCUUCUAAUAUAAUUCUCUAUACUCAA
Messenger RNA from Oryctolagus cuniculus (rabbit), 8075 nucleotides. Lineage: Eukaryota; Metazoa; Chordata; Mammalia; Lagomorpha; Leporidae. The record is from RefSeq and is a predicted model, not a curated record.